CUAAGUUCUAAAAACUUUAUGCGGCGUGCGAGUCAUUCAAUUUUGCAACGUGAAAAGUGGGCUAAUAAAAUGGAAUUCUUGCUAGCAGUCAUUGGUUAUGCGGUCGAUCUGGGCAAUAUCUGGCGAUUUCCUUCUGUAUGCUACAGACAUGGUGGAGGUGCUUUCUUAAUUCCAUAUGUAAUUAUGCUUGUUAUUGGUGGCUUACCAAUGUUUUACAUGGAAUUAGCUCUUGGUCAAUUUCACCGGUCAGGUUGUAUAAGUAUUUGGAAAAAAAUUUGCCCUAUGUUUAAAGGCAUUGGCUACGGUAUUUGCUUUAUAUGCACAUUUAUUGCAUGUUUUUAUAAUGCUGUCAUUGCGCACUCACUGUACUUUGUGUACAGUUCAUUGCAAAGAGAAGUGCCGUGGAAAAGUUGCAAUAACUCAUGGAAUACUUUAUUAUGUACGAGCAGUUUGAAUAGAACCUUCGAAAAUAAUCCAAAUAUCAGUGUUAAUGCGAAAUUAAGAACGCCUUCAGAAGAAUUUUUUUUAUUUCAUGUGCUAGAAAAAAAUUAUUCCAACGGUCUUGAUGAUCUCGGUGGUAUUAAGCCAUCAUUGGCUUUGUGCCUAGUUAUUGUUUUUAUCCUUGUUUAUUUUGCUCUCUGGAAAGGACCAAGUAGUACUGGAAAAUUUGUUUGGGUAACUGCUACAGCCCCAUAUUUCAUUCUAUCGGUGCUAUUUAUUCGCGGGAUAACUCUACCGGGAGCAUCUACUGGAAUAUAUUACUAUCUCAUGCCCGACUUCUCAAUGCUUUUGGAUGUGAGUGUCUGGACAGCAGCUGCCACACAAAUAUUUUUUUCCCUUGGCCCUGGGUUUGGAGUACUGCUAGCAUUGAGCAGUUACAAUGAUUUCCACAAUAAUUGUUGCCGAGAUGCAUUAGUCACAUCAUUUAUUAAUUGUGCGACUUCAUUCUUUGCUGGUUUUGUGAUAUUCGCAACUCUUGGUUAUAUGUCAACUUUAACAAAUAUACCAGUAAAUGAAGUAAUUGGCGAUAAUGAUGCAAGUCUAAUAUUCGUUGUUUAUCCUCAAGCAAUUGCCACGAUGUCAUAUGCAAAUUUCUGGUCUAUUGUGUUUUUUAUCAUGCUUAUCACUCUUGGUAUUGACAGUACAUUCAGUGGUGUCGAGGCAUUGAUCACUGGAUUCUGUGAUGAAUAUCCACAUGCUUUAGCACGUAAUCGCGAAAUCUUUGUAGCUGUUGUGCUUGUCAUUUAUUAUUUUGGCAGUUUACCAGCAGUUACUUAUGGUGGCAUAUAUGUGAUAGCAUUCCUUGAUGAAUACGGUGUUUCCUUAUCUGUACUAUUUAUUGUGAUGUGUGAAAUGAUAGCCGUCUGUUGGUUUUAUGGAAUUCAGCAGUUCAGUGAAGAUAUCCAUCAAAUGCUUGGAUUCUAUCCGAAAUAUUAUUGGAAAAUGUGUUGGAUGUGCUGCCCAAUUUUCAUAACUACUAUUUUUGUAUUAAGCGUUUAUAAAACAUCAUUUGAACCGAUGAGGGAUGGAUCGUAUACUUACCCUAAAUGGAGUGCUUACUUUGGAUGGUUUCUUCGAUUGACAUCAAUUAUGAGCAUACCAACUUUCGCUAUUUAUUAUUUGUGUAUCACAAAAGGAACACUAAAGGAAGUGAAAAUUACGAGUUAUUUUUACGUUUUUAAAAAUCCAAUUUUUGAUUAUUUAACAGUUGUCUUUAAAUGA
Molecule: messenger RNA, 1722 nt
Organism: Thelazia callipaeda (thelaziosis nematode)
Lineage: Eukaryota; Metazoa; Nematoda; Chromadorea; Rhabditida; Thelaziidae
Source: the annotation of a GenBank genome assembly